AUGGCGGCGGAGGAGAAGAAGAAAAUAAGCACAGAAGAAGAAGCAACACCAACCAAGGAGGAUCUUCGUGAAGAUCUCAUCGCAGACAUACUUUCAAGGCUUCCGGUCAAGUCUCUUCUAAGAUUAAGAAGGCAUCAGAAGCUACCCACCAUUAAGUAUUCUAUUGCCGACAUUGGUCACGGAUUUGGGUACGACCCCACCACCAACGACUACAAACUGAUAAAAAUUGGUAAAGAGGUGAAGGUCUACUCACUUAGCACCAACUCAUGGAGAAAUAUCGGGAGCAUACCGUUCUACUUCUUCCUCCGACACGAUUUUGGGGUUUUUGCAAAUUCUGCUCUUCAUUGGGUCUCAAAGUGCGAACAUGAUACCACCUCCAGUUUUAUCCUUUCCUUUGACCUUAAAGAUGAGAAGUUUCGAGAGGUGCCACUACCUGACUCGAUAGACAACUUGGCAUAUGAUAAGUUUCACAUGCAUUUGAGGGUUCUUGGAGGACAACUCUGCAUAUUCUACAACUUCUUCAUGAUCCGUGUUGAGAUUUGGGUGAUGAAGGAUUACGGGGUGAGAGACUCUUGGGUGAAACAGUUCUCGAUUGAACAACCAUCGGUUAUGGGUUCUUUUUUGAACUUCAGUAUCGGUAAUGGUGAAGUUUUAUUCCGGAACAAUAAGAGUGAGCUGGUACUGUAUGAUCCCCGUAGAGGAAGGGAGAGGAAUCUUAGGAUUUGUGGUGUUACUCUUAUGAGGAUAAGAGCAACCUGCGUUGGGAGUCUCGUUCCACUCAAUGCCAAAGAUGAAAUUCAACAUGAACAAGAUCAGAGGAAGACAAAGAGACCAAAAAAAGGUAAUAACAAUAUAAUAUCAUUUAUCUACAUGAUCAUGGUUCGUGAUCUCAGUAUUGCCUGGAUUGGAUCGGAUUGGGAUCGCCCAAACUCCGACAAAUAUGACACUUUUGUUCCUGCUGGAUGGAUGGGGGCUUGUGCUAUGAUAACAGAUGAUUAUGAUGAUCAAUCCCUUUUCACAAAAGGCGGUGAAGAUAAUGUAUUUGGUGGGGAUGACAUUAAGGUUUGA
Molecule: messenger RNA, 1068 nt
Organism: Telopea speciosissima
Lineage: Eukaryota; Viridiplantae; Streptophyta; Magnoliopsida; Proteales; Proteaceae
Product: F-box protein CPR1-like
Exons: 4
Coding region: 1-1068 (355 amino acids)
Source: RefSeq, a predicted model, not a curated record